CUCUUUCUCUGUUGAGGAUCACACUUUCUUAAUUUUGGGCGCUGGAUAAUUAAUGCCACUGUUAUAAUGUGUUUUGACAUUUUAGCUCGCACACACAAGUCAUAUUUUAUGGUAGGCCAAAGAAAAAAAAAUCAUAGUUUUGGGGUGUGUCUUUUGGUGGAGGAAUGCUUGUCACCUACUCCUUUUAAGUUCCCAAUUCCUCCAAAAACACUCUUGUGUGAGACACCACAACAAGAACAACAACCGAUAACAAUAACAACAACGUUAGAAGAAGAAGUAGAAGUAGUAGUAGAAGUAGCAGUGGUGGUUGCUCCUCAUGGACAAUAGACACAAAUGCAAGCUUUGUUCAAGGUCUUUCAGCAAUGGCAGAGCCCUCGGUGGUCACAUGAAGGCUCAUCUCGCUUCUCUCCCUCUUCCCCCAAAGCCUCAAACUUUAACUCACUCCUCCUUCACUUAUUCCUCUUCCUCGGACUCUGAACAAGAACACCUCAAAGAACAAGAUUCUCUUAGUUACGCGCUCAGGGAGAAUCCUAAGAAGACCUUCAGAGUAACGGAUCCUGAAGACAGAGAGAGCGAGACCGAGUCAAAGAACCCAACUCGCCAGCGAUCCAAGAGGAACCGGAAAUCCGCCAUGCUCAAGCUCAGCUUCGUCGUCUCCACGCCUCUCAUCACCGAACCCGAACCUGUCAGUUCAGUCUCCGACACCUCCCCAGAGGAAGACGUCGCCAUGAGCCUCAUGAUGCUCUCCCGCGACACGUGGAACGUAGUCACCAAUGCAGGUCCACCGCAGAGAUCAAAGAGGCGCUGCACGGGAUCAGAGUCCAAGCUCAAGAAACUCCGCGGCAAGUGUCUCUGUCACACUUGCGGCAAAGCCUUUCGAUCCUCUCGAGCCCUGGGGAGUCACAGAACCAUUUGUUGCCGUCAAGAGGAAGCUCAACCUCAAACUCAAACUCAGAAUCAAAACAACAACAACAAUAGUAUUAAGGUUUUCGAAUGUCCCUUUUGUUACAAGGUUUUCGGCUCUGGUCAAGCUCUGGGUGGACACAAGAGAUCUCACCUAAUCCCUUCAUCAUCUUCAACCGUUAACGAUUCCCUUAAAUUCAAACAGACUUUCAUAGAUCUCAACAUGCCGGCGCAGCCGGAAGAGGAUGACCUUAGUGUUGUCUCUGAUGCCUGAUUUUCAUAUCUUUAAUUGUUUAAUGUUUAGUUCCUGCUGCUAGAGUGAUUUUUUUUGUUUUUUAUAUAAAAGUGGCUGAGAAUAUUUCCUUAUGUUUAUUCAUAGAUCAAAUGCUUUUGAUUCUACAAUGGUGGCCUGAGUAUAAGUUAUGUGUUUGUUCUUCUUCCUUUUUUUUUUCACUUUUGUUUGUAUGAACAGAGUUAGUUAUAACUUACACAUGGUGAAUUACUAGUUAACAGGUGUAUUUUAUUGGAUUGUACACAACUUGGUUCAUGGUACUACUAAUCUUAAACAUAGUUUCAAUGCAAAUUUGUGAUGUGGUUGUGGACCAA
This is a messenger RNA of Vigna unguiculata (cowpea), 1509 nucleotides long. RefSeq names its product zinc finger protein ZAT9-like. The record is from RefSeq and is a predicted model, not a curated record. NCBI's taxonomy places the organism in Eukaryota, Viridiplantae, Streptophyta, Magnoliopsida, Fabales, Fabaceae. Gene Ontology annotation, biological process: regulation of DNA-templated transcription.